This is a messenger RNA of Purpureocillium takamizusanense, 1471 nucleotides long. RefSeq names its product surf-like protein (gene SHY1). Gene Ontology annotation, biological process: mitochondrial respiratory chain complex IV assembly. The coding region runs from base 222 to 1184 and encodes 320 amino acids. NCBI's taxonomy places the organism in Eukaryota, Fungi, Ascomycota, Sordariomycetes, Hypocreales, Ophiocordycipitaceae. Gene Ontology annotation, cellular component: mitochondrion; membrane. The record is from RefSeq and is a predicted model, not a curated record. The transcript is spliced from 4 exons.
CGUCCCGUCCCACGCUCCCCGCCCUAAUCGGCAGGCGGUGAGCCCUCGGGCCGGGCACCCGCAGCGGACCUCCAGCGGGGCCGCGCGGGACAUUCCAGGCGCCAUCUGCCUGACAGGGUGUGGCUUUGCCAACGACCUGGAGUUUCGUGCUUGCAACGGGUGCUCUCCUCCACAUCACUCGGUCGGUCGGUCGUGUCGGCAGCAAACCAGCAGCCCAAACGAUGAACUCAGCACCGUUCUUCCUGCUGCGGAGCCUGCGGACGAGCGCAAGCUUGCCCAAGCGCGCUCCCAGACGAUGCGCGGCGGCGCUGCCCCGAGCACCGCCGCUCCGACGACCCUUCUCGACGACGCGGCCGCGAGCCGAUAAGCCCCAGCCCGUCGACGACCCCAACUUCGUUUCCGCCCUCGAUGCGCCGCCUAGGAUCGUCCGCGCCGGGCGUCGGCACGGCCCAGGCCUCAUCCUCCUCGCCCUGAUCCCCAUCACGGCCUUUGCCCUCGGGACGUGGCAGGUCCAGCGCCUGGGCUGGAAAAACGACCUCGUCGCCAAGUUCGAGGACCGCCUCGUUCGCGACCCCCUGCCCCUGCCGCCCACCGUCGACCCCGCGGCGAUCCACGACUUCGACUACCGCCGCGUGCUCGCCACGGGCCGCUUCCGGCACGACCAGGAGAUGCUCAUUGGGCCGCGCAUGCGCGACGGGAAAGACGGCUACAUGAUCGUGACGCCGCUGGAGCGCGACAACGGCUCCACGGUGCUCGUCAACCGGGGGUGGAUCGCAAAGGACCGCCGCGAGCAGCGGACGCGCCCGGACUCGCUGCCCCGAGGCCAAGUCACCGUCGAGGGCCUGCUGCGCGAGCCCUGGAAGAAGAACAUGUUUACGCCGGAGAAUAGGCCCGACAAGGGCCAGUUUUAUUUCCCAGACGUGCAACAGAUGGCUGCUCUGACGGGCAGCCAGCCUGUAUGGAUAGAGGCCACCAUGGAACCCGAGUACAUGCGGAUGAUGGACUAUGAGGCGCGCGGCAUCCCCUUUGGCCGCCCCGCCGAAGUCAACCUGAGGAAUAACCAUGCCCAGUACAUCUUUACCUGGUACGGAUUAUGUGUGGCCACGACCAUCAUGCUGUACAUGGUUGUGAAGAAGCCGGCCAACAGCGUGGCCCGCCGCGUCCAGGUCACCAAAAAUCUGUGAACGAGGCCGUUGCGAUGCUUCAUGUGACCUCAGUAGCGUCUUCGUCGUCGUCGCGUUCCCCACGCGAGCGUUUGGCGCGGCGCAACUUGGCGGGCCGGGGCAAUGGCAUUCUCAAGUCCUGAAGCAGCUCCCGCGGCAAAUGCUUCUGCGCCAGGGAGAACAAUGUAACAUCAGACCCAAUUUGGCGUUGCCUGUACGAUAUUAGAAGACAGAACAAGACUCCAUGAUACCCGUCAACUCACCGUCCCAUUAGCGUGGCCACGUCGCUCUCCUCGAUCGUCUUGCGU